Molecule: messenger RNA, 1459 nt
Organism: Heterobasidion irregulare TC 32-1
Lineage: Eukaryota; Fungi; Basidiomycota; Agaricomycetes; Russulales; Bondarzewiaceae
Product: AAA+-type ATPase
Exons: 6
Coding region: 36-1445 (469 amino acids)
Biological process (GO): mitochondrial respiratory chain complex III assembly; protein insertion into mitochondrial inner membrane from matrix
Cellular component (GO): mitochondrial inner membrane
Molecular function (GO): ATP binding; ATP hydrolysis activity
Source: RefSeq, a predicted model, not a curated record
CUCGGCUUUUGACUUCAUGGCAUACUGAGAAAUCCAUGGGUCUUGAAGCAUCUUUACCGGCAGGAAAUACGUCGCUUCCCGUGUCCACACCUCCACUGCCAAAUGCACCUGUCAUAGGCCAUAAUGGGUCUCUUCUUUCGAGUAUCUUCGGAGACAACCCGUACUUUCAAGCUGGCUUUGGCCUCAUGGGAGUGGGCGUUGGCCUAACCAUUCUUAAGCAAGGUCUCACCCUAUCGUCAAUCGCUUUGCGCAGGCGCCUUCUCGUGUCGCUGGAGAUCAAUAACAAAGACCGCUCGUACGAAUGGUUCCUUACGUGGCUGGCGAACCAGAACCAGGCUGGCGCAAUAAAGAAGGGUAGAAAUUGGAUGCGGAGUCAUCAAUUGAGUGUAGAGACUGCGUAUGAGCAAAGGAAGAAUGGUAGCUCGGAGGCGUUCUUCAAGCUUGUCGCGGGCCCAGGCGUACAUUGGUUGCGUUAUCAAGGAGCAUGGAUGCAGAUGAAACGGGAGCGCGAAACACGCUCCAUGCAGCUCAUGUCUGGUGUGCCAUGGGAGACUGUGACAUUGACCGCGCUUUCGCGGGAUCGAGGCCUAUUUCCAACGCUCCUCUCUGAAGCUCGGGACUUGGCUAUGAAGAAUCAAGAGGGAAAACUCGUCAUACACACCGCAUGGGGGACAGAAUGGCGACCAUUUGGUUUGCCUCGGCGGAAGAGGCCCUUGGGCAGUGUAGUGCUGCAGGAGGGUGUCGGAGAAAAAGUCGAACAGGAUGUCAAAGCCUUCUUGCAGAGAAGAGAAUGGUAUGCCGAUCGAGGUAUACCCUAUCGCAGGGGCUAUCUUCUGCACGGCCCACCUGGCUCCGGAAAAUCAUCUUUCAUUCAAGCACUCGCGGGAUCGUUGGGCUACGAUAUAUGCCUCCUUAAUCUAUCUGAACGCGGUUUGACGGAUGACAAGCUGAAUCACCUAAUGUCGAAUGCGCCGGAGAGGAGUUUUAUACUCAUUGAAGAUGUUGAUGCUGCGUUUAACAAACGAGUGCAGACUAGUGAAGACGGAUAUCAGUCCUCUGUAACGUUCUCCGGCUUCCUCAACGCACUCGAUGGGGUAGCUUCUGGCGAAGAGCGUGUCAUUUUUCUGACCACCAACCAUAUCGAAAAAUUGGAUGCUGCCCUCAUCCGUCCUGGGCGGGUGGACCUCGAGACCCUGAUUGACGACGCUAAUCCACGACAAGCUAAGACUCUAUUCAUGCGGUUCUACGGAGGCACGCAGGGCGAAAAGUGGGACACUGACCUACCAGCUAGUCAGCUAGAUGUCCUGGGUGAUGAGCUGAAAGAGAUAAUAAGUAGCGAGAUGAGGGCGGGGCGAAGGGUGAGUAUGGCUGCCUUGCAGGGAUUGUUCAUUAGAAACCCCCCAAAGGAGGCUGUCUUGAGAACAAUAGAACUUUUUGUAUCUUGAGGAUACAAUCGUUU